AUGGGGGGGUUCGGCCUCCUUCAGGCCAACGUGGCCCGCUCCCCCAGGGCCCAGGACCUGCUUAUGCAGGCCCUGGCGGAGGGGGGCCACACGUUAGCGGUAGUGGCCGAGCCGAGCCGCGUCCCGCCUAACCACUCGAACUGGUUGGGCGGGCGCAGAAACAAAACUAUCGCCAUUUACUGGCAGUCGUUGCAGGGUGCGCCCACCACGACCGCCCUAGAAAGAGGCGAUAGGCACGUCAUCGUGCAGUGGGGGCCCAUCACGGUCGUGGGGGUUUAUUUAAAACCCACCAAGAGCCUCGUCCAUUUUGAGGGCUGGCUGUCGGACAUCGAGCGAUUUGUUCGUCGCUUGAGUCCGAAGCCGGUCCUGGUUGCCGGGGACUUCAAUGCCUGGAGUACGGCUUGGGGUUCCCGGCGAACCAACAGCAAGGGCGAGGCCUUAGAAAGGUGGACGGCGGCGCUCGGCCUGGUCUUGUUGAACCAGGGCCGGGUUUCCACCUGCGUGCGGCGGCAGGGAAGUUCCAUCAUAGACCUCACUUGGGCGACCCCCUCCGCCGCGCGACUAGUCACCGGGUGGAGGGUGAUGCGGGACACCGAGAAUUUAUCGGAUCAUCGAUAUAUAUCGGUGGAACUCGGUGUACUCGCAUCACUCGAGCGCCGCCGAGACACGACCGCGAUGGGCCCUCAAAAGGCUCCGCGAGGACGCCCUGAUGGCCUCCAUCGAGGCCGCCUGCUGGGUCCGGGGGACUUUCCCUGA
Molecule: messenger RNA, 756 nt
Organism: Vollenhovia emeryi
Lineage: Eukaryota; Metazoa; Arthropoda; Insecta; Hymenoptera; Formicidae
Exons: 1
Coding region: 1-756 (251 amino acids)
Molecular function (GO): catalytic activity
Source: RefSeq, a predicted model, not a curated record